This is a messenger RNA of Cheilinus undulatus (humphead wrasse), 2872 nucleotides long. It is a transcript of the gene xkr7a, whose product is annotated as XK related 5-like. Gene Ontology annotation, biological process: engulfment of apoptotic cell; phosphatidylserine exposure on apoptotic cell surface; apoptotic process involved in development. The transcript has 3 exons. The record is from RefSeq and is a predicted model, not a curated record. Bases 1 to 1692 code for a protein of 563 amino acids. Lineage: Eukaryota; Metazoa; Chordata; Actinopteri; Labriformes; Labridae. Gene Ontology annotation, cellular component: plasma membrane.
AUGGCCGCGAAAUCUGAUGGUGCACCCGUCUCUCUACGAAACGAAAUCCCACCCGAGUGUCCUCCCAGGUCGGACCCGCGGCCUCCCCAGCGCCUUCCCCCCGAGCAGCGCUACACUCUCUCGGACUGCUGCUGGACGCUCUGCGCCCUUUUGGUCUUCUUCUCGGACGGGGCCUCAGACCUGUGGCUGGCCGCGGACUACUACCUAAGAAGGCACUACUGGUACUUUGCACUGACUCUGGUCUUUGUGAUAGUCCCGUCUUUGGUCGUGCAAGUGCUGAGUUUCCGAUGGUUCGCCUACGAUUUCGUGGAGACGGCGGAGAGCGGCACGGCUGCGGCGGCCGUGGUGGCAGCGUCGGGAGCGGAGGAGAGCGACUUCAGCACCAAGGACAGCGGCGAGCGGGGCGCUGGCCGCACCGCCGCGGCCGGGGUGCUGCCUGGGCCGGGCACCGGGGGAGGAGCCCGGGGCUGCUGCAGGGUCUUCAUGUGGCUUUUCCAGGCCAUCAUUCACAUCUUUCAGCUGGCACAGGUCUGGAGGUACGUCCACGCUCUGUAUCUGGGCGUGCAGAGCCGCUGGCACAGAGAUGCGGAGCGCCGUCACUACUACUGGCGCAUGAUGUUCGAAAGCGCUGAUAUCAGCAUGCUGCGUCUGCUGGAGUCCUUCCUGAAGAGCGCCCCUCAGCUGGUGCUGCAGCUCAGCAUCAUGAUCCAGGCCAGACAGGUGUUCCCCCUCCAGGGACUUUCAGCUUCUGCCUCGCUGAUUUCCCUCGCCUGGAUGAUCGCCUCCUAUCAGAAGGUCCUGCGGGACUCCCGAGAUGAUAAGCUACCAAUGACCUACAAGGCGGUCAUCAUUCAGAUUCUGUGGCAUCUUUUCACCAUCGGCGCCCGCACUCUGGCCUUCGCCCUGUUCGCCUCCGUGUUCCAGCUUUACUUUGGUAUCUUCAUCGUUGCUCACUGGUGCAUCAUGACGUUCUGGAUCAUUCAGGGUGAAACAGACUUCUGCAUGUCCAAAUGGGAGGAGAUCAUCUAUAACAUGAUGGUGGGCAUCGUCUACGUGUUCUGCUGGUUCAGUGUGAGGGAGGGCCGCACUCGCUGCAGGAUGCUCAUCUACAGCCUGACUGUGUUUGCAGAGAAUGUGGCACUCACCACAGUCUGGUACCUUUACCGCGGCCCCCGUACCUCAGACUUCUACGCCGUCAUCAUGGUGUGCGUGGUGGCCAGCAGCUACGCUCUGGGCACCUUCUUCAUGUUUGUGUAUUACUGUCUGCUGCACCCUGACGGCCCAGUCUCAGGGUGGGGUUACAUUGUAGAGAAGGAGGUUCCUGUGGAGGCGCUGGUCUCACCGGCUUCCAGCCUCCCUCCUGAUGUGGUCAGCAGCCCCCCCAGGACCCUUCAGAGAACUAAAGGGUCUGACAGGGAGCAGGGGCCGGGGAUGGAUGGAGAUGUGUUUCAGGUACGACCGCCUCGGGGAGCUCAGGCUCCGAUGACCAACCUCACACCAAGAACUGAGGGGCCUGUCAUUCGGAUAGACCUUCCAAGGAAGAAGUACCCAGCCUGGGAUGCUCACUUCAUCGACCGCCGGUUGCGCAAAACCAUCCUGGUGCUGGAAAGCGCCGCCCCGGUCACGCCAAGGAUCCAGUACCGCUGCCUGGGCACACCCAAAGAAGUAAUGGAGUACGAGACCACCGUGUGAUGCAUUGACGGUGCUGUGACUCAGCUCGCUGCCGUGUGGACACCCUGCCUGAAAUAAAACGGGCAGGUGGAUGACUCCCACCGAGCAGUCUGUUUCAGCUCCACGCCCACUUGAUUGCUCUCUGUACUGCGAGGCUGUGGAGACAAACAGGCGGAGAAAGAGACAGAGUGUGGUGUCUUUGUUUUUCUUUUUUUACAAAAGGCAAAGUGCUGUGAUGUUGUCUAAUGAUGGUGCAUAUUUUGGUUUCUGUAUCAUUUCUCAGGUCAGGUUGUGGUACAGGACGAGGUCGAUGUUAGCGGCAAAGCUCGCUGUUGUGUGAACUUAGAGAGAAGCACAGAAAGGCAGACGGAUAGAGCUGCACAAUUAUCAAUCAGAGGCACAAAGUCCUCCUCAGUGAAGGUGCUUCAGCACAUCCUCUUCAGGGGGGUCGACCACAGAGACGAGCCUUCAACAUGCAUGAUUACUUAUGGCAGCUAGAAAUGAAACAUCAUGAAAACAUGUAGAAGAAUAAGGGGCAUUUAAAGAUUUUAACUCACCUACAAUAAAAAAAGCACAUAAAGUUAAAAUCAAUUUUCCAUAUCUACUCACUCAUGUUGAAGGAGUCUCUGAGAAUGCUGCUUCAGGUCUACAUGGCGGUUCAAAAGCAACAUUUGAGUUGAAUGUACAAACAGUUGAAAAUGUGAUUAUUUGUGACAAGGCUUCAAGCAUUUUCACCCUGUUAGAGGGAUUUACAACAUUCCUGUGGUACUAUUUGUUUCUGAGGUAAGCUAGAACAAAAAAAAAAGAGAUUUGUGUGUGUUUACAAGCAGCCUGUUGUUUUUAGAGACGUGAUCACAAUUCAGAUCAAAUACAUCCUCAUCAGAAUGUGUACGUACUGGAAAAUAGCUACAUUAUGAUUUUCAUUUACAUUUUUAGGAUGCUGAUAGGACUCUUGACAGUUGUAUUUUCAUACUGCGCCCAUUUUUCACAUUAAAAGAAACAGGACAGACAAGAGUCUUCAUGUGAAAUAACUGUACAAUUAAGGAGUAUUUUCAGAGGACAGCACUGUCUGUUACUGUACUGUGUCCAUAUGAUGUUGUCUGAAAAAUUUAUAAAGGGGAAAAAAAAGUUAAACUGCAAACUCCAAACAGCUUUGGUACUGAUGAUAGUAAGGGCGUGUCGUUGUCUUGGCAACACUACA